Molecule: messenger RNA, 1276 nt
Organism: Brassica rapa (field mustard)
Lineage: Eukaryota; Viridiplantae; Streptophyta; Magnoliopsida; Brassicales; Brassicaceae
Product: ER membrane protein complex subunit 10
Source: RefSeq, a predicted model, not a curated record
AAAAGAAAUUUUCAGUGAAACCAACAUCUUUCAUCUCUGGUUUUAGUUUCUGUUUUGUUUUGGUUCUACUGAAACGAAAACUCCAUCCAUCAUCUCCGGCAACAAGAAUGGCGAAGCUCACACCUUUCUUCUUCCUUUCCUUUCUCAUCAUCUCCUCGUCCCUUGCUUUCCAAUCAGACGAGUUUGGUCUCGAAGGAGCACAACAACAAACUCCCACUACACGCAAACGCUACUCAGAUCCCGAUUCGGAUUCCAAAGUCCAGUUCAGUCUCGAACAUGCCUUCGGCGACUCUGAUUUCUCCCCCGCCGGCACUUUCUCUGCUCGCCUCAAAUCCUGGAGCCAUGGCGGAAAGACUUUAACGAAGCUGAGGUUCUCAAGGAAUGGUUUCUCUGACGAAGAGAAAGAUACUUUCAAAAAUCUGUUGAAAGGAGAUGACUUUUAUAGGAUUAGACUUCCUUCCAAUGUCAUCAGCCCACCAGGGAAAGAGUUUGUGGUUGCAUCAGUUAGAGCUAGAUGUCUACCACGGGAUGGCUUGGAUGAGCAUUUCGUUAUUCACAUGGAAGGUGCCAACAUCUUGGCACUAAGUUAUGGUUCUCUUGGGGCGUGUCAAUAUCCUCGACAGUUCAAACUUCCAGCAAAAUGGUCUUUCAACUCCCACACAAUCCUGAAGAGUAGUGAGCAGGCACCAAGAACUCCGAUAUUCACUGAGGAGAUUCUAGGCGGUGAGAAUGCAGAGGGCGAGGUUGAACCACCACCAGAGAGAUCAUUUUGGGCGAAAUAUUGGAUGUACUUGAUACCAUUGGGACUCGUUGUGAUGAACGCUGUGACACAAGCAACAAACAUGGCUGAAGAACAAACAGGUGGUCAGACAGGAGGGUCACAAGUGCAGCAAUCAGCCCGGAGAAGAUGAUUUCGAUUUUACUUCACACAAAGCAAUCAAAGCUUUUGUUGUUGAAGCUGCAUGCAACUGGUAAAAGAUGAAGGUUCAACGGAUCUCAUGUCUUGGCAGUUUCUUUAUGGAAACCAUCUUUUCAUCAUUUGGUUUUAUGUAAUAUUUAAUUUUCAUCCAGCAUCGGUUUUGUUUGUAAACAAAAAACGGGAAAUCAAAACUGUUCCAACAUGAAUACCUCUCUCUAAACCAGAGGCUUCAUAACGUAUCAAGAGCAAAGUCAUUGAGGAGCUUCGUAGCUUCUUUUGAUAACUUUUGACAUAUGGCUUGUCAACAUGUAUUUCUUUGUCUAAAUUUGUUGGUAAUUUUAAAGUAAGUUAGAGUAA